ACUACUGCCCAACAAGUGUUCAAGAAUCCCUCAUCCGCAAUGCUCCCAACGCCCACAAAUCCCCCAACAACAACAAGCCUACCCCCCGAUUUCACACCGUACCAAAACCGUCGUCCGCUGCAUAUUCAUCUUGGACCCUCAUCCUUUCCUCUCCUCCAAAAAUGCCAGGAUCCAAUGUACAUCUCGUCUCUUAUAGACAACGAAAACGGAGUCGUAACAGUCAUGACUUCCCAUGAUAACCAACAUUUUCUAGACGACACCCGGUACACCCAAACAACCCACAUCCCCCUCUCAAUCCUCCUAACCCAAUUCAAAUGUCCAACAUUACCCAACCCAGUGUACUAUCGCGGCCCGGUACCACCCCAUCUCCACACGCACCUCCCCCCUCUCCCACCACACAACCCGACCCUCACACGACUCUGGGUCAGUACACCAGGAUGCAUCACACCCCUCCACUACGAUAAAUGCCAUGGCCUCCUCAUCCAACUCGUAGGUACAAAGAAAUUUGUGGCGUUUCCAAAAGAGGAUGCACAUAGGUUGUACCUUUUUGAUGGGAUUGCUGGGCCGGCGCAUGUUUCCCGUAUACGACACGUUACGAAAUUGUUUGAAAACAAGUUGAGUGGGGAGGAAUGUGAGGAGUUGGUCAAGAGGUUUCCGAAAUUGAGGGAUACGGAACCCUAUUGGGUAGAGUUGGGGCCGGGGGAUGUGGUGUAUACGCCUCCAGGGUUUUUGCAUGAAGUAACGACUGUUGAGGCGAGUGUGAGUGUUACGGUGCCGUGGGAUAUGACUGAGGAGGAGUUGGAGGAUCGUCCGGCAUUCAUGGCGUUUUAAUCUGCGGCGACGUGAAACUGGAUAGAAAUGAUAGAUGAUCAUGCAUGAAACUCUAUUUAUAAUGCUCAAGCUAAAAACAACAAAAGAAAAGAAAAAAUUACAACUUGAAUCUACCCAAC
Spizellomyces punctatus DAOM BR117 is the source of this 950-nucleotide messenger RNA. RefSeq lists its product as uncharacterized. The coding region runs from base 40 to 831 and encodes 263 amino acids. Lineage: Eukaryota; Fungi; Chytridiomycota; Chytridiomycetes; Spizellomycetales; Spizellomycetaceae. The record is from RefSeq and is a predicted model, not a curated record. Gene Ontology annotation, molecular function: 2-oxoglutarate-dependent dioxygenase activity. The transcript has a single exon.